Molecule: messenger RNA, 1381 nt
Organism: Symsagittifera roscoffensis
Lineage: Eukaryota; Metazoa; Xenacoelomorpha; Acoela; Convolutidae
Exons: 7
Coding region: 239-1381 (380 amino acids)
Source: RefSeq, a predicted model, not a curated record
GAAUGGCAAAUCAUAUUAAGACUCGAUCUGUCGUAAUUCCAACAGCAUUUGUACGCGAAGUGUAACUUCAUUUGCAUUUUUUUAAUCGAGUAUUCAGAAAGACAGCUUUUUUGAUGAACCCGGAUUUCCUAAUAGCUCUGAAUUUUCCUAACAAUUGAUGUGGUAUUUGUGAGAUACAUGGUAUUUUCGUUUCACUGUAUAUAUGCAUGAACAAUCAGUUCGCAAAUGACAUCAAUAUAUGCUUCUCAGAAUUGCUGACGUGUACCACAAUGGACGCACAGUUAAACUGCUGAAUGAAGAUAGGAUCUGGAUAGACGAGAGGAGUGGACUCUCACUUACUCUAAGGCCAGACUUCCGGACAAACGCCGAUCUGUUUGCACUGGUGAUCGAGGACACUUGGGUGGGGGAUAUGGAUCCCCUGAUUGCAGCCCUCAGGGACUCCCUCCUCACUCCCAAAGUGAUUGCAGUGCACAACUCACACCGUCUGAACAUGACUCAGCUGCACAGAUACUACUGGAAUGCUUUCUACGAUGACUCAUUCGACGUCUUCUGCCUCUCCUCCCUCAGUCCCCCCUCCCCUUCGGCCUCCGUCCUCCGAUUCAACUUCUCCCUCACCAACCCCAAACAGACAAAGAGAAAACAGUUCGCACGUCUCAUGCUCACCAAUAUCGCACCCUCACUUGUAUUUCGCACGGGCAGAAACGCACCCUUGGGAGUGAAGGGGGGCCAGAGUGGUCGAGUGGCUGUGUUUAAUGUCACUUUGGGGGGCAGUUUUGAAGUCAUUGUCACUGAUAGCGACCAUGAAGAUGAACAGAAGUUAAGUGACGAAGGCUGUUACGUCAUGUGGGGGUCUAAUAUUUUUCCAAAUUGGACCCGCGCUAGAAGUCUUCCCGUAAUUGGAGCGACCAGUUUCUUCCCGAAGAGAGAGAUAGUGCUUCACACUGGAUACAAUUCGGAUACGAAGUUCAACCUGGACAAUGUCAGACUGGGCCAGUUCGCAUCCCUGGUUAUGGACCAGAUUCCAUAUUCUAUUCAGGAAAAUGCUCUGGGCUCUUUGGCACUCAAGUUUGACUCUCUGUUCACGUGGUGUCAGGACUCCCCAGACCAACUAUGCGAAGAGCAGAUCACCCCCUCCAUCAACGAAGACUGGGGGGAUAGACAGUGUGGGGACAUGCCAACUCCUGAUCUGUGCAUGCUUUGUCACAUUCAGCAGUUGAAUCAGACCAGAGGCAGAUCUUCCGGGCUAGCCAAAAAAUGCAACUGGAUAGAUACCUCCAGGUUCAGAAGUGACAAACUGCAUUGCACUAAUUUGACACCAAAUACCGCCAUUCUACUCGUUACAGCCAUUUUUAACUUAUUAAUAUCAAUGGGGCUAUUUUAA